This is a messenger RNA of Alternaria infectoria, 1257 nucleotides long. RefSeq lists its product as uncharacterized. The coding region runs from base 1 to 1257 and encodes 418 amino acids. Gene Ontology annotation, cellular component: membrane. Gene Ontology annotation, molecular function: cobalt ion transmembrane transporter activity; magnesium ion transmembrane transporter activity; magnesium ion binding. Gene Ontology annotation, biological process: metal ion transport; transmembrane transport. The record is from RefSeq and is a predicted model, not a curated record. The transcript has 2 exons. Lineage: Eukaryota; Fungi; Ascomycota; Dothideomycetes; Pleosporales; Pleosporaceae.
AUGUCAUCUCAGCUAGCUGGUGUGGAGGAGCAAAACGAGCUCAUUGUCGAGUAUCUCAGUGCAAUGGCACUGCGCGUUGAGACGUUGCGAUCCAAAGCAAUUGAUAUCCGCAACAGUGUCGCCAAUGAGAGAAACGAAAAGCCGAGCGAGUAUCUCCUACCGCUAUCGCUUGUAAAAGCGGCAGAGAUGAUUUUGCAGAUGAUCGAUACUUGCGGGUAUAGUGUUGUUGAGUUGCACAAACUCAAUCUGGCCGAUGCGAUGCCCAUCAUUUCGUGGAAGGAGCUCAAGAUUCACUUGGAUCUGCUUUCAUACUUUGGCUCAGCAGCUUCUACUACGCUUUCUUCAGCGCGUAAAGAGCUACUGAUCAUGGCGCAUACUGGCAGCCACCGGGGAGCUGUACAAAACUUCCGCAGUACGCCUGAGGUUACUUUGCUCAUAUGCCUCUUCCAUCUCUGGUCAAGAGCGGUAUUGCACGACUCGUCUGUACCUGACUUGUACCGAGAGCAUCUUUCGAAAAUGCAAUACGAAGCUAGCCGUCGGCCAUCUAAGCUUGCCCUCCGAGAGUUGUACCUCUUGGAAGAGGAAUUCGAGAUGGUAGCCUCUAUCUGCGCUCAACAACGCAGCAUGAUCAGGGAUUUCUACGACAUCAUCGGUCCCUCCACCUAUCGCAUAGCCACCAAAGAAUGUUUCAGAGCCGACAGAGACAUCGUGAUUCCCCUCAUGAACCAAAAUCACAACAAUCCUGUCAACAUGGGAGCAACUUCUACAGGAGUAAGAGAAACACAGGCAUUGUUCGAUAGGACCAAAGAGGUGCUCCGCCACAACGUUGAAGUCUCAGAAGAAAGCAACUCGAAAGCCAUCAGAGUAUUUACUCUAGUGACAAUCGUGUUUCUCCCUCUUUCUUUCAUCUCUUCUGUAUUCGGCAUGAACACUACGGAUAUAAGAGACAUGAACAGCUCGCAAGCUCUCUUUUGGGUCAUUGCCAUUCCUGCCACAACGCUGAUUGGAGGACUCUCUUUGAUGAUCGCAUAUCAUGGAACGUACAUGUGGGCUAAGGUACGCGCGAUGGGCGAUGCUAUGUGGGGAUCAGAGAAGAUACCGCGCGGGCGACGUGCCUGGAAACGAAAGCCAAAAGACGUGGAAAAGGUAGACGAUGGCGAGAUUGCAGACACACGGCCUCUGGGACCAGGUCAUCUCCGGAGAAGGAAGACAGUCUUGAACGUUGUUGGGUCGAAGAAACCAAGGAAGUUCCGGUAA